This is a messenger RNA of Symsagittifera roscoffensis, 2630 nucleotides long. RefSeq lists its product as uncharacterized. The transcript has 10 exons. Bases 177 to 2561 code for a protein of 794 amino acids. Lineage: Eukaryota; Metazoa; Xenacoelomorpha; Acoela; Convolutidae. The record is from RefSeq and is a predicted model, not a curated record.
UUUUCAUCUCUUUUCAAUAGAAGCAGCAAAACAUUACACAUCUAUGCUAAACGAGAAAAUGUUAAGUGCCAUUAUCAGUAAUCAUCAACCGUGAACCAGUUGGUAUCAUACAUUAACCGUAUAUUUCAAUGAGGAAAUCAAAAUAACAAAUUGAACAACAAUCUAUAAACAAACAAAUGGCUUAUAGUCGACGCCAUCUUUCAGUUCAAGGCGCCGAUAUCUCAGAUGUUGCAUCGCGAUUAUUGCACUCUAAGGCCAGAGCGUUGAGUUUGACGGAUGAAUCCAACAAAUACACAACUGAAGCAGCCGACAGAAAUGCAGGCGAUCUCAACGCUAUUUCAAUAGUGGUCAAAUCCAACGAGACGCUAGACGCUGAUUCUACGGCAAUCAAAGCAGCGGAAAAAGUUCAGCCUAAGGGCAAAACGGGCAUCCAGAAGUUGCGGAAUGCAGUGAAAACGAAGAAAGUCCCGAAGCUUUUUGAGCUGUAUCAGCAACUGAGAGCGGAGCAGCAGGUUACGGGGGGCAUAGGUCUGGGCGGGAAAUCUAUUUCGGGGCUGACUCAGUACAGCGGACAGGACAUGGAAUCCGAAGAAGAUGAGAUAGAUGAGUCAGAGGAAGAGGAAAUAGAGUUCCAGCGUCAACAACGUCGCAAACGUGUCAAACUCAUGUUGAUCCAGAGCACACUGGCUCGAAACCUCACAGACGACAAACAACGAGAACUGACAUCUCACAUACUCAAGGCGGGAAGUAGAGGCAGUGGCAAUGACAAACUUCACAACGAGUUCUAUGUUUCCACUCCCGAUAUCGGCGACAACUAUGUCAGUCGAAAGAAAUCACUGGACGCAAUAGUUAGUGAGUUUCUAGAAGGGAGUGCGUUCAAUUUAGAACACACCGCUGGGUUGAUUAGUCAUGAAGACUAUGUCCCGAUGAAGGAGAGAACAGCACUUGGAAGUGGUUUGAGGAAAAAGAAAGUGGCACUCAACGACCGCGCUAAGGAAAUGCACCGUGGCUCCUUUACUGUGACCGAGGAAGACGGCGGGGGGACAGGAGAGGUGAGUGAAGUUCAGCAGGGGUCAGAGUUCGAGGACGAGAGGUCUCUGUUGAAUGACAUGAUGAUCUAUCAUCAGUCGGACUACUACCUCGCGGGCCGCAAGAGACAGUCCAUAUUCAUCGGCAUUUCAGCAGCUGCCAGGUUCUAUAAAAUAGCCAGAUGUGUAGCCAUUCUGUGCGUCUUCUUCCAGUUCCGGUCCAGUGCGCAGACUCCGUCCGCAUUCCGCGGAGUCAGUUUCCUGGCGAGCGCAGACGCCAAGAAACAACAACAGGGAAAACAGAGUGGCAAGGCCAAGGAGAAAGAUGGCGGCAACACUGGCUUCAUGGCUCAGGCAGUCACUGGUCCUGCUGAUUCUCCGAUGGCUUUCAACUCUAGUUUGUUCAAAGCAGGCGAGGAAAUGGGUCUGAAAAAGCGCGCCAGAAUUGUAUUGAGCAAAAUGCCAGAGCAGAGAACGAAGAGCGAGAAGAGUGACACUCUGCGCAUGCUGAAGAGUCACAUCUCGGGUUUCAUAGAGUACCCAGCUAGACUGCAGCACAUGCUAGUGGCAUUCGGAAUCUAUGCUCAAAUUAGUGCAUCCAGGGUCAUCAUAAAGCAGGGACACACAGCUGAGUGGUUCUACCUCAUUCUGAGUGGCACAGUGUCAGUGCAGACCCACCCUGACAACGACAUGAGCACAGUGACGGUGGUUGGCACAUUGGGCAAGGGGGAGACCACUGGGGAGAUGGAGACUCUGAAGGGGGCUAAGAGACAGGCCACGAUGGUGUGCAAAAAACAGGUCGAGGUUGUCGGUCUUACACGAGAAGAUUUCUGCAACAUCUUCAUGUACCGACCUCGCUCAGAUUUGGACUUCACUUAUAUUUCCUUUCUCAAAUCCCUGGAUCUCUUCUCAUGCUGGAGCGGACUAGAACAACUUGCGAAACUUGCCGAACCAGAUUAUGAAAAAUGUUUUGUGAGUUACUUCAAACGUGGAAGAGUUAUUGCCACUGACUACAAGGAGUGCAAUUACAUUUAUGUUCUGCUAUCUGGGAAAUGUUCGGUUAGGAAGAGGUUGCACAUAAACGACGAGGAGGCGCCGGAGAAGGGAGAAAACAUCUGGGAUUUGAUGCCCCUGAACAAGGAUAAUAUUCGAAGGUUCAAAAACGGAGACCUAAAUCUCACAGUCGAAAUGCGCAAUCUCUACACUGGCCAUAGUUAUGGCCUGGAAGGGAUCGUUUACAGAUCUGAGCUAGAAGAGCUAGGAGUCGUGGAAUCCACGAGCGGUGGAUCCAGCGAGGCUUCGCUAAUCUCCGAAUCAUGCGAAUGUGUCAUGAUUGACAAGCAGUUCUUUCUUCAACACUUCAAUGAAAAGUGUAAGAUCAAAAUGCAGUCACGCGUUGAUUUGUACAGUGAGAAGGGAGAACUGGUGGAACGACUGACCGACCAGGAAACUUGGAGAAAAAAUCGAACGAAGAUCAUCAAGAAAACAUUAGCACGAUUGGACGAGAAAAAGAAGUUCAAGACAAUAUAUUGAUUGCUAAAAAAAGCUAGACAUGAUAACAAGUAUGAAUCAUUGUUAUAGCGUUAGCAAAAUGAAAUUCAA